Messenger RNA from Annulohypoxylon truncatum, 2043 nucleotides. RefSeq names its product glycoside hydrolase family 76 protein. Gene Ontology annotation, biological process: fungal-type cell wall biogenesis; carbohydrate catabolic process. NCBI's taxonomy places the organism in Eukaryota, Fungi, Ascomycota, Sordariomycetes, Xylariales, Hypoxylaceae. The transcript has 4 exons. Gene Ontology annotation, molecular function: mannan endo-1,6-alpha-mannosidase activity. The coding region runs from base 265 to 1653 and encodes 462 amino acids. The record is from RefSeq and is a predicted model, not a curated record.
UCACGACACAAUCGUAAUUUACCCACGAGAAUCGGGCGGAGCUGGAUCCACAAGCCUAUGGAAGUCCAUGAAGAAUCGUAAAAAUACAGUGGACAUAUUAGCGAGUCGAUCGUUUAGGACAUGUUUUUAGCUUAUCGGUCCUUGACAAAUUCCCGCUUACUCUGCUAUUUUCUCAUGUCAACAACCCUCAAGUCCAGUUCAUCCGGACUUUCCCAUCCUUCAACCUAGAAUCUAGAUUUCCAGUCAGUCUAGAAUCAGGGCGCCAUGCAUUUCUCACCAGUUCUACUCGGCGCCUCGAGCUUGCUGCUCAGCUCAGUGUCAGCUAUUGAUGUUGACUGGACAAGCGACUCCUCCAUCAAGUCGGCUGCCAGUACGGUCGCGUAUGGUCUCGUCAAGUACUACACAGGAAACAACACUGGCGAUGUUCCCGGAAACUUGCCUGACCCAUACUACUGGUGGGAAGCGGGUGCCAUGUUCGGACUCUUAAUAGAGUACUGGGCUUUCACAGGCGACUCGACAUAUAACGACAUCACACUUCAGGCUCUCGAACACCAGGUAGGAGACGAUGCCGACUUCAUGCCUUCAAACCAAACGAAGUCUGAGGGAAACGACGAUCAAGGUUUCUGGGCUAUGGCGGCGAUGACCGCUGCUGAGCUGAACUUCACGAAUCCGCCUUCUGGUCAACCACAGUGGCUUGCAUUGGCGCAAGCUGUGUACAACGAGUACGUCAGCCGAUGGGAACCAGACACCUGCGGCGGCGGAAUGCGCUGGCAGAUUUUCACAUUCAACAACGGCUACAAUUACAAGAAUUCCGUCUCCAACGGAUGUUUCUUCAACGUCGCGUCGCGUCUAGCUCGGUACACCGGCAACCAAACGUAUGCCGACUGGGCGACUAAGAUUUUCGAAUGGGAGCAAGGGGUCGGCUUCAUCAACUCGAACUACAACGUACUAGACGGCGCCGGGAAUGCGGGUAGCGACAACUGUACCGCGAUCAACGCGGCCCAGUUCACUUAUAACGCCGGCUUAUUCAUGCACGGCGCUGCUAACAUGUACAACUUCACCAAUGGCUCGGAGACCUGGAAGGCACGCAUCGAAGGAUUAGUCAACUCCACCUCAACUAUCUUCUUCGACAACGGCGUCAUGUGGGAGCCGAGCUGUGAGAAAACAUCAGCCAAGUGCAACGUGGACCAACAGUCUUUCAAGGGCCACCUGAUUCGCUGGAUGGCUCUAACUACGCAGCUCGCCUCCUUCACCUACGAUUCUAUCAUGCCCUUGAUAAAAUCGAACGCCAAGGCCGUCGGCGAGCAAUGCUCCGGACCCGCAGGGACGGAGUACAAGGGUCCGGACGGAACGGCGUGCGGGUUCAGCUGGCUUCAGGGAAGCACUUUCGACGGCGAGUACGGCGUGGGCGAGCAGAUGAAUGCGCUCAAUGCUAUCAUAGCUACCCUGGUUGACGGAGCACCCACCCCAUACACCUCGACAAACGGAGGCUCGUCUAAGGGCAACGUCAACGCGGGUUCGAACGACGACGACAAGAUCGCUCAACCGAGGGCCAUUACGACGGCCGACAAAGCCGGCGCCGGUAUAUUAACCGCUCUCGUGCUUAGCGGAUUAAUAGGCGGCAUGGGUUUCGUGUGGGCCGACGGGUCAUAAUCAUCAUCACCAAGACUGACUGGCAUUGUUGUUUGAGAAAUGGCAUAAUUAUAAAGAAAAAAAGCGGAUGCCCGGCGUUUAUAGUGUCAUGGAAACUGCGAAUCAUGAUAGAGAAAGAGAAUCAUUGCGGAUUUAUUUAUACCCGGCAGUUUUGUUGGAUCUGUCGCGAGGCGUUUUACAUAGGGGGUUUCGAUGGAAAUAUAUUAUAGGAGAGCGAUGUGAUGAUGUUCUGCCGCUCUCAUUUGUAUAUACAUACCUAUAUACCUGCAUUCGGUCUGUUUAUACCUUGCAUUAUAUAAAAGGUAAACCUGACAUAAACAAAGAAUAAUAGGGAAAACAGAAACAGUAUAAAGUUCUAGUUUAGAAUUACUAAGUACGGACAGAUCGAUC